Messenger RNA from Nezara viridula (southern green stink bug), 552 nucleotides. Lineage: Eukaryota; Metazoa; Arthropoda; Insecta; Hemiptera; Pentatomidae. The record is from the annotation of a GenBank genome assembly.
AUGAGUGCACGCCAGUUAGCUGGCUCGAGUGGACUGUCGGAUCAGGCCGUUUUGUCAAAACUGCUGAAGAGAAAGGUAAGAUCCAAUUCAAGUAUUUCAUCGAAAGACGGGACGAAUGAGAAAAAGAGAGCGAAUUCAAACAAUCAUGUGAUAAAAACUACAUCAAAAAAUCCUAACCAAAAGCAAACAUAUGUUAAUUUACAUAACCUCCUUAACUCCACAAAUAAUGAAAUGAAUAAUUUAAUUAUUGAAAAUAAUAACUCUACGACACAUAUCAGUGAAUCUAUACUAGAACAUGAUGCUAACAAAACUGGAGUACCAGAAAAUGUUGUUCAGAGCUCAAAUGCAACAAAUACGCCAACAACAAUAAAUAGUAUCCCUAACGUUCCGGUCAGUAAUAGGUUUGAACCUCUUUCUACCGAAAUGGAAGACGAACCUGACGAAACAACAGUUGCUCAUCAACCACCUCCAAUUAAAAUAAAAGGCAUAACAAACUUCCAAACUCUAUGCACGAAUUUAGUAAGCCUUUUAGGAGAAAACAAUUUUGAAUGA